Venturia canescens is the source of this 3921-nucleotide messenger RNA. Its product is annotated as ABC transporter G family member 4. Gene Ontology annotation, cellular component: plasma membrane. The coding region runs from base 939 to 3410 and encodes 823 amino acids. Gene Ontology annotation, molecular function: ABC-type transporter activity; ATP binding; ATP hydrolysis activity. The record is from RefSeq and is a predicted model, not a curated record. The transcript has 8 exons. Gene Ontology annotation, biological process: transmembrane transport. NCBI's taxonomy places the organism in Eukaryota, Metazoa, Arthropoda, Insecta, Hymenoptera, Ichneumonidae.
AGAGAAGAAGGUGGAAGAAUUGUGGCUGAAGAGAAAGAAGGAAUAGUACGAGAGUGAGCGCGAGAAUUCUGGCGUCGUGUGUGCGGACCAACAGCUCGGAAGUUCCGACAGAACCGAGGCAGAGGAACUUUUGCCUCGGUUGUGAGCGCGAGAGUCCUCGCACACACGCGCUGCGGUCAAGUCUCUGUUCUUUCGUGGACUCUGACCGAACGCGUUGCAUACCGAUCCUUUGCUUUAUUAUUUCGUUCGCGAAACGAUCCUUCAAAUUCAUGUAUUUUUCACAUUAUCCACUGGACUCGAAGAAGCGUGGAAAACGAAACAAUCACAAUAACAAAAACUGCAGUGAAAAUUCCAAGUGACUCAGUGUUGUCGUCCCAUUGUUUCCGCUCAAAAAUUCGAUCGAGUCUGUCGUUUGUUUUUUUACUUCUCCGGCCCUAUCGCCCACACACGGAACUGGUUAACUCACGCGAAGGAUUAUGGGGAAUACGGGGAAGCACCGCCGCUGAGGAAACAACCUUGGAACGGAGAGUUCAGGAGUUGAAAAAGAAUAAUAAAAAAAAAAACAAGAAAUACUCCUCGUCUGUUCGCGCCUGUGUGGCCUCGAGUCUCGUUGAUUCAGAGAAGACUACGACGAACACAUGCUGUGUCAAUUAUAUAUUUGAGUCAAAUACACAGCAAAUAGUCAACAGCUUGUAAAACACGAAGGUGGCGUUUAUGGAUUUUUAGGUCGGUGCUGGGCUUACCGUUAAGUGGGAUGCUGCGAGGCAAAUCGUGUGUAUACACACUAAAAUCAACGCGUGUACGUGUACCGAGGAUUCCAGGUCAAAACGAGUCGGCUCGUGACCUUCAGACUUUUUAAAAUCCACUUUUUUAUCCAGUUUUCAAAUUCUUCGCCACAUUUGACUGCAGCGAGGGUCUGAAAAAUUUAAUCCUUCGAAAUGGGAUCGGAGGCUUGGGAAUUGGAGAGAAGAUAUUCCGUGCCCGGGGCUCUGGAUACUCGGGGAUUCGAGCCGCCUGCCAGUGAGGAUCUCCACGCAUGGUCGAUUUACAGGCAGAAUUUGAACUCCGAUUUCACGGAUUCGGCAUUGGGCUCCGCUGAAAAAUCGCCAUUACCUUAUGGCAAUUUUCAGCUUCGAGACUCGACGGUUCAGAGCAUACUGAGACACCCUCGAUACGGACCGAAGAGCCCACUCGCGAGUAAUUCGUACACUUACUUGAAAUUCGGAUUGCCGAGAGUGUUGCCACCAUCGAGAGCGAGGGAUGGCUCCAGCGGUUACGAUUCCAGCGAGGAGGGCAGGAGAAUAUCACACGUCGGCGGUGGAAAUUCGGCGAUGCGAUCAGCCAGGAGCGACCCGGAUUUUCGGCAGAUCCACGCCACGACGCCGAGUCGCGAGGACCAUCAGGUCGCACACUCGCAACUUACAGUCCGGGAAAAUCCUCGAUUGCGGAGUUCCAGCGAGGCCAAUCUACUGCAGAGCGGUGGCAGAGCCAAUCGGAGACACAGCAUCGCACCCAUCGACCCCGGUUACGGUCACCAUUCCGCCCUAGGACAAGGACAAGGAAUCCUCGGACCCGAAAGUUAUUCGGCCUUGCAAAUGAGAAGGAUACCCUCCUUACAGAAUCCUCACAUUCAAUUACGAGGCAUUGAAGCCUCGGGCUCAAACGGUUUGCCAUUGUUACGGGGUGUCACGCUCGAAGCCGGUGCUAACGACGUUCUCGCUGUAAUGUCGACCACCGAGAGAGAAGGCACCGCCAUCAUCGAAACUAUCGCUGGACGUAGGCGCUUCAAGAGGGGCGAUAUUUUGCUCAACGGUCGUCCCGUUUCUGCCAGCACACUUAGGUCACGCGUCGCUUACCUACCUGCCGACAGCGGUCUCAGUCCGGGAUUGACGGCUCAACAAGUAUUAAACUUUUACAUGUGCCUGAGGGGAAGCUCGAGAGCUUCGCCCAUGGAGACUGAGGCGAUACUUCAGGAGCUCGGCCUCGAAGCAACGAAACAUUGUCUGGUCAAUUCACUCACAACCUCGGAAGCCCGGAGACUGUCGCUUGCCUGUCGCUUGCUUCAAGAUUCACAAAUACUCACGUUGGACCGACCGACCCACGGGCUCGAUAUAUUCGACGCUUUUUUCCUAGUAGAAUAUCUUAGACAAUGGGCGACCAGGGCACAGAGACUCGUCGUUUUGACCCUGCAUCCACCUACUUACGAAAUCCUUACGAUGGUCUCGAGAGUAGCGCUCACAUCUGGUGGAAGAAUCAUGUAUUCUGGACUGAGACGCGAUAUGCUUCGUUAUUUCGCGCUCGCGGAGUUUCCGUGUCCGCCUUUCAAAAACCCAUCCGAUUAUUACCUCGAUUUGGUUACGCUGGACGACUUAUCUGCCGAAGCGAUGCUCGAGUCUUCCCAGAGAAUCGACCAUCUUGCAGAACUGGCCAGAUCGAGAUUGCCAGCUCUAAGCGAUCCCGGCCCACCGGGCAUUCUUCCGCCGUCGAUAUCUCGCGCGAAUAUUUUCGUACAGAUAUACGCCAUUCUACUAAAAACUCUGAUCUACAGUCAGCCGUGGGCUUUGACGCGAUUACUUCAAAAAAUAGUUAUUUCGGCGUCUUUGAGUAUAAUACUCGGUGCUAUAUUUUGGGACGUUGCAAGUGAUGGUGAUUUGUAUCUAAGAGAUAGAAUAGGCUUCCAUUAUGCCAGUUUGGGUAUUUUCUUCUGGCCUCUUAGUCUCCUUGCUAUUUGCGAAGUUACGGAGUCGAGACCCAACGUUGAGAGAGACAUAAGGGACGAUCUUUAUGGAAGAUUUAUCCACAUUAUUCUAGAGCUCAUCUGCAGUGUUCCUUCCUGGUGCAUCGUUUACGUGAUGUACUUGGCACCAGCUUUUGCGAUGUCGGGUCUUCAUCUUGUGGUCGACGAGAAUUUGACGUCACUGUGGGACUACCUGGCUUUCGGAUUGCUCUACAUGAUGAUACAACACUUGAUAUGUGUUUUCUUCGCAUACAUUUGUAAAUGGAGUAUGCUAGCAGCAUUCUUCGCUGGCAUUGUUAUCGGCGAGAUGACUUUGGGCAGUGGAGUAAUGCUUCACUUGGAAAAUAUGCCAGUUUGGUAUCGUCAAUUGAGUCCAUUGAAGUGGACGCUCUCAGCUCUGCUGCCUCGGAUUCAUGCAAACGAGCUGUUGAACAAGUUGACCAAUUGUAAAGGAAAACAAGUCCUCCGGCAGGACAUCAUAGUCCAAGCUCCUUGCGAACCGCCCGACGGCGAUCUCGCUCUGCGAGAACUUGCUCUCAACGAUGCUGUACCGUGGCCUGAAAUGAGAUUAGGAAUAUGCAUGGCAGUUGUUGGACUGCUGAUUAUCUUUGGAUUCCUUUUUAUUCGAUACGCCACACCGAAAAGGCCGAGAAGCGCUCCAAAUAAGCCUUGAGGCUUUACAAAGUGUUUUCUACGAAAACGAUCCGAUCCUUUAAUACUUUGCGCAGAAUUUGUGCAGCAUGUAACUAAUUUAACUUAAUUAGUUACGCAUUACGGUUAAUUACGAUCAAUUGCAUUCAUCGAUGCAUCCUCGAUGAGAAAAAAGAGCUCGAAGUUUCGAUGUACUUAGUUCAAUGCAGUCGUUCCGAGCUGCAUCUUUUUUUUUCUUAAUAUCGCGUAAUGGAGAUGCGUGAGAUACGAGAAACACGCAAUAUUAGAAAUAUAUGCAUUCGAUAAUUAAUAUUAUGAAUCGUACGAUUGUUCGUCUUCCAGAAAUACUCCGUCCUUUUUGUAACGACAACAUAAACUAAUUCGUUUCUAUUGUUGUAUAUGUACUGCGUAAUAGAUUUAAAAAAAAUUUGAAGCGCUGUUUCUUCUGCGGGCGAACAAUGUGUCUUCGAUAAGACUAUUGAAAUUAGAAUUUUUUAAUUACAUUCGAAUAAUAAAUGAAUAGCUUGAAUGAC